AACAACUACCAUCGACGAAACAGUCACCCGCCUAGCUCCCGAGAGCGUCUCAUAUCUCGGUUCGAAUCUUUUUCCCUUCGUCAGGCUGUCGUCUCACUGGCCCUCCUGCCGCCACCAUGUCGGUCGGCAUGGGCCAGUCGCUCCAGCUGGCCGACUACCUGGAGAAGCUGCCGGGCACCACCUUUCGGAAACUCUACCAGCAGCCCUCUUCGGCCUUUUCCAUCUUUCGGCGCAUGCUUCCUAGUCUCGCCAAAACGUUUGUCAUGUGGAUGCUCUACAUGUCGCAUCCUUACAAAUUGGAAGACCUCGAUGCCCGAGUCAAGCCCGAGUUCAAACAAAGCAGAGACCACGCCCUCGCCGUGUUACGAACUCUCCACAUGAUUCAGUACUCGGUUCCAUCCAAGGAUCGGCCACAGGAGAUCCAACUCACCACCAACUUCAAACGCUCCAUGCAACUGGCCCUCGAAGGCGGCGGCAGCCACAACUCCUUCGGCGUACCCUCCGACCUUCCCCCUCCCCCCGAAGUCACCAUCGCCUUCCUCGACGAACACGCCCGCCAGAAGUUCGACGCCAUACUACACUACAUCGUACACAGCGUCGCGCCGGGGCUAAUAGAGGCAGGCGGUCCAAAGUCGUCCGUGAAAGAACUGCUCCUCGCAGGCGGCAUGGUCCGCAGGCAAGGCGGCGUCACCUCCAUCACGCAAACCGGCUUCACCUUUCUCCUCCAAGAGAAGAACGCGCAGGUCUGGACCCUGCUCCUCCUCUGGAUCGAGGCCAUGGAGCACUCGCCCGCCUCCGGGCUCGAAGCCACCGAGAUGCUCUCCUUCCUCUUCCUCCUCGCCACCCUCGAGCUCGGCAAACCCUACGACACCGGCGCCCUCACCGACCAGCGCCGCAACAUGCUCCCAAGCCUCGCCGACUUCGGCCUCGUCUACGUGCCCCAACACAAGCCGCAACAGUACUUCCCCACCCGCCUCGCCACCGACCUCACCGACACGAGCCGCUCCAUCUCCACCCGCUCUCUCGGCGCCGCCUGGGCCGCCGCCUCCGCCCCUGCUUCCGGUUCCGGUUCCGGCUCCGGCGCCGAAGAAGAAGAAGCAAGCAGGGGCAAGAUCAUCGUCGAGACCAACUUCCGCCUCUACGCCUACACCCAAAACGUCCUCCAGAUCGCCGUCCUCUCCCUCUUCUGCCGCAUGUCCGCCCGCUUCCCCGACAUGGUCUCCGGCCGCCUGACCCGCGACUCCGUCCGCCGCGCCAUCACCUUCGGCAUCACCGGCGACCAGAUCAUCUCCUACCUCGCCGCCCACGCCCACCCGGAGAUGCACGCCUUCGCCGCCGCCCAGGCGAAGCCCGUCCUGCCCCCCACCGUCGUCGACCAGAUCCGCCUCUGGCAGCUCGAGAACGAGCGCAUGAAGACCCAUUCCGGCUUCCUCUUCCUCGACUUCGUCGACGAAAAGGAGUACGUCGACAUCGCCUCCUACGCCGACGAGAUCGGCGUCCUCGUCUGGCGCAAUGACCGCCGCCGCAUGUUCUUCGCCUCCAAGCACGAGCAGAUCCGCGACUACCUUCGCCUCCGCAAGAAGGCCUAGCGGGUCUAAAGGGCCCGGAAAGCGCGGCAGUGGGUACUGGGGCCACUACCCAUAGCUUUGCAUACCCAAAUUCCCCCAUAUUUUCCGUUUUCUCUCGUUUCUUUUCCCCCGGGGGGGAAUAUCGCCACUGAGCAAACGAGAACACUGA
Sodiomyces alkalinus F11 is the source of this 1737-nucleotide messenger RNA. Its product is annotated as transcription factor tfb2. Gene Ontology annotation, molecular function: double-stranded DNA binding; ATPase activator activity. Lineage: Eukaryota; Fungi; Ascomycota; Sordariomycetes; Glomerellales; Plectosphaerellaceae. The record is from RefSeq and is a predicted model, not a curated record. Gene Ontology annotation, cellular component: transcription factor TFIIH holo complex; transcription factor TFIIH core complex. Bases 117 to 1589 code for a protein of 490 amino acids. Gene Ontology annotation, biological process: nucleotide-excision repair. The transcript has 3 exons.